CUCAUAAAUUAAUAUAUGUUACACCACUGUUUCGCAAGAGUUACUGCGCAGAUUACGUGUUUUCAUACGUAUGGCGUUGCAUUACGUAACGUGAGUUUCAGCAACAUGGCGGCGUCCUUGAGGUGUCUGUUUGGUUUUGCUGGGAGAGAUUUCAUCAGACAAAAAUUAUUAAAAACAAGACCCACGAGCAAGCCUAUUUUAGGAUGGAACAGAUACAGAACCUCACAAGCAGCAAGUCAGGUGGUUUUAAAUGUACCAGAAACUAAGGUAACACCUCUAGAAAAUGGACUAAGAGUAGCGUCUGAAGAUUCAGGACUGUCAACGUGCACAGUGGGACUUUGGAUUGAUGCAGGGAGUAGGUAUGAAAAUGAAAAAAACAAUGGAACAGCCCAUUUCCUGGAACACAUGGCCUUCAAGGGUACUAAGAAACGCUCACAACUGGACCUUGAACUGGAAAUUGAAAACAUGGGAGCUCACCUGAAUGCUUACACUUCCCGGGAGCAGACUGUGUAUUAUGCUAAAGCAUUCUCUAAGGACUUACCCAGAGCUGUGGAAAUCCUUGCUGAUAUUGUCCAGAACAGCACACUAGGUGAAGCUGAGAUUGAGCGUGAGCGAGGGGUCAUCCUCCGAGAGAUGCAGGAAGUUGAGACCAACCUACAGGAAGUCGUCUUUGACUAUCUCCAUGCUACAGCCUAUCAGGACACAGCACUUGGCCGCACAAUCCUGGGGCCAACAGAAAACAUAAAAUCUAUCAACCGUAAUGAUCUUGUGGAAUACAUCACCACACAUUAUAAGGGGCCCAGGAUAGUACUGGCAGCUGCUGGAGGAGUAUCACACAAUCAGCUGAUUGACCUUGCAAAGUACCAUUUUGGGAACUUGCCCUCUACGUACAAAGGAGAUGCUCCAGCCAUGCCUCCGUGUAGAUUCACAGGCAGUGAAAUACGUGUACGAGAUGACAAGAUGCCCCUGGCCCACAUCGCUAUAGCUAUAGAGGCAGUUGGCUGGUCUCACCCAGACACUAUUCCCCUCAUGGUGGCGAAUACACUGAUCGGUAACUGGGACCGUUCUUUUGGAGGUGGUGUGAAUCUGUCUAGCAAGCUGGCUCAGAUGACCUGCCAAGGGAACUUGUGUCACAGUUUCCAGUCUUUCAACACCUGUUACACUGACACUGGGCUUUGGGGUCUUUACAUGGUCUGUGAGCCAAACACCAUUGAGGACAUGAUGCACUUUACCCAGACAGAAUGGAUGAGGCUUUGCACAAGUGUUACUGAAAGUGAGGUUGUUAGGGCCAAGAAUCUUCUAAAAACAAAUAUGCUGUUGCAACUUGAUGGGUCCACUCCAAUAUGUGAGGACAUUGGUAGACAGAUGCUGUGCUAUAGCCGUAGAAUUCCACUUCCUGAACUUGAAGCAAGAAUUGAUGCAAUAAAUGCCAAAACGAUUAAGGAUGUUUGUACAAGAUACAUCUACGACAAAUGCCCUGCUGUGGCUGCUGUUGGUCCAAUUGAACAGCUACCAGACUACAACAGGAUACGAAGUGGAAUGUACUGGCUAAGAACAUAAAUAAAUCUAUUAAAGUAAAAUGUAUGUGUAUUAAGUUAAAUAAUGUGCAUUUGUCAGUGAUAGCCACAUCAUU
Messenger RNA from Polyodon spathula (Mississippi paddlefish), 1633 nucleotides. RefSeq names its product peptidase, mitochondrial processing subunit beta (gene pmpcb). The record is from RefSeq and is a predicted model, not a curated record. Lineage: Eukaryota; Metazoa; Chordata; Actinopteri; Acipenseriformes; Polyodontidae. Gene Ontology annotation, cellular component: mitochondrion. Gene Ontology annotation, molecular function: metalloendopeptidase activity; metal ion binding. The coding region runs from base 16 to 1560 and encodes 514 amino acids. The transcript is spliced from 13 exons.